GAGAGGCGGACACAGAAUGGGAGGCUGACUGGGGCUUCCAACGGCAGGGAGCUGGUUGUACUGGGCGGGGGGUUUUGUCGGUGCUGGUUUUUCUGGCCGGUUAUUGCGGGCGUGAAGGCAUGUUGAUAAUCGGCUCAGUAAUGAGGAGAGGUACUGAACGGCACCAAAUAUCUGACCCCGAUUCCUGGGAGUAGAGAGAGGCAGAGGACAGGGGGAAAGUGUGUGUGUCGAUGUGUGUGUGUGUGAGGCAGAGAGGGGGGAGAGGGCCAUGUGAAAAAGGGGUGGAGGGGAGCUGAGAUUUAGUGCUCUGCUGGAUGAAACAACCCCCCACUAACUAACGGAGAGGGAAAGUAGCCUAAUGGGAAGAAAAGAGAGGGUGUUGUACUGUUCAUUUAACACUCAAAGACGCGCAGGAAGCUUUUAUCGUUUCCCACAAUGAGAUCAGAAAAGGGGAUUGCUGUCUGCUGUAAAGCCUAGGGCCCUGAACAACAGAAAUAAUCAAUAUAGACGUACAUAGCGGCAGCAAAUAACCAAGAGAGCAAAAAUGUCUCGAACAGAAGAGGUCAACAAGAUGACAGAAAAUGUCUACAAGGGGAUUCUGGACCAGUUCAACCCCAGUCUGAAGAACUUUGUGACCAUGGGGAAACACUAUGAGAAAGCCCUGACAGGAGUGACCGUGGCUGCCAAAGGGUACUUUGAUGCUCUGGUGAAGCUUGGAGAGCUGGCGAGUGACAGCCAAGGCUCCAAAGAGCUGGGAGACACACUGUUUCAGAUGGCCGAGGUCCACAGACAGAUUCAGGUGCAGCUGGAAGACGUGUUAAAGCUGUUUCACUCUGAGCUGCUCGCCCAGUUGGAGCAGAAGCUGGAACUGGAUAUUAAAUACCUCACAGCCACCCUGAAGAAGUAUCAGAGUGAGCGGAGGUCUAAAUCUGAGUCUAUCGAGCGCUGCCAGUCUCAGCUGAAGAAACUGCGCAGGAAGAGCCAAGGCAGUCGUCACCCAAACAAAUAUGGAGACAGAGAGAUGCAGUUUGUGGAGUUGAUGAGUCGUCGCCAAGGAGAACUUGACACGCUGGUUGCCGCAGGUUACAAGUCUGCGCUCACAGAGGAAAGGAGGCGAUAUUGCUUCCUGGUGGACAGACAGUGUUGUGUCACCAAGCUGCUCAUCAACUACCACUCCAAGGUGAGAGAGCUUCUGUCACAGAAACUGUCAUCUUGGCAGCAGUCAUGUUCUCAGCCCACAAAACUCCCGGAGCGCGCUCUGAAUCUGCUGCGUCACACCGCGCCUCAAGGCUCAGGGGCUGCUGGGAUAGCCGAGGUCCUCCGCCACACCAAGAUCGGCUCUGCUCAGCCAGAACAGAGACUCUCAGUGCAAGAAGUCCCUCCUCUGUUGAAUGGAGACUCCAGUCGCUCCCAGCAGCAGCGGUCACUCCCCUCCUCCUCCUCCCAGAGUGAAACCUGUCCUCCUCAGGGCUCCCCCCACACUUUCCGCUCCCUCUCUGGUGGAGGAGCUGCUGGAGGUUCCUCACGAGGAGCGUCUCCUCAGCACACCAGCACGCCCCUCAGUGCAUCAGCCAGCCCCCUCCCUGACAGCAGCGCCAGCAGCAGCGCCAGCCCCGCUACAUCCACCCCCACCACGUCCAGCGGCUCGGCCCAGCAAACCGCUCUCCUCUUGGCUGCCAACACAUCCAACCUCUCCCCGAGUCUCAUCCCCUCCACGGUGAUGUCAGUCAGCCAGGUCUCCCCACCUGGCAGCACCUUGCAUGGCAUGACCCUCCCCAUCCCUCACAGUGCUCCUCACAGUCCUCCACUGCCCCACAGUGCUCCUCUCUCCAGGGCCAUGACUCCUGUGCAGCUACUGCACCAACAGGUGGGACCAGGAGGAAGCAAUACUUCAUCACCGUCACAUAACCCCUGGCUGCUGAAGACCGCUGACAUGUGUACAACUGCAACGCUUCCACUGCCACGGAGACCUGUCAGUGAAAUGAGGCUGGGCGGCUUUCAGGGGUUUGAUUACAACCCUUUCCUCUACCUAGGCUCCAGUCUCCCCAGGAUGCUGCCUUUAUCUGGACCUACCCGGGUGGAAGCCAUGUUUGCUCACUCUCCUGGAGCAUCCGAGGGCAGCGGUGUAGGGAGUGGGGCUUGCUUACUGCACUUCCAACCUGGUGACAGCAUCACCCUGCUCAUCUCCGAGCCCAGAGAUGGGUGGCACUACGGUCAGAAUGAACGAACUGGACGGAAAGGCUGGUUCCCUUUCUCCUACACUCAGUCCACACACAGUAAGAUGGAUCACCUCGAGAGCUCGCUCUUCUUAUCUAAGGCGAACAGCACCAGUACAGGCCAGCUCGACAAGCUGGUGUCUCCAGGUCUCCCAGCGCUCACCCCCGAGUCAGAGGAGGAGCGCUCCCUUCCUCCCCAGAGGGUCAGCACCUUCCGCCCGCGCCCAUACAGCAUGGCCGACAGCAACAAGAUCACCUCAGAGUUGGUCUCUCCUCCACCCUCUCCAACCAGGACUAAUCCAUUUGCCCACAUUCGACUCAGAAAAACUGUCACCAACGAUCGCUCCGCUCCCAUCAUUGAGUAAGAGUUUCAUUCCCACAGCAGCAGCAGCAGUCCUGUUCUCUGUGGUUUGUCAGUCCAUCAGACCUCAGGUUGAAUCCUGGAAACAGCUCAUUGGUUCACAGUUGAUUCUUUACUUUGGAUGUUCGCAAAUUAAUCAAAUACAGAUUGUGUUUUGUGUGCAGGUGUAGAACUUUUUAAAUCAAAGUGUAAAAGGUUCAUGCGUAAAGGCUGAGUUGUUUUAAAUAUGAUUACAGUCCAGACAGUUUUGAGAUAGUUAGGUAGGGAAAAAAGUAGAAACAAGACAAGAUGCUAUAAUAUCUGAAAAUUCUGAGUGAAACGAGACAUUGAAAUAAAUUCUAGGCUAGUUAUAAUAAAACAGAAGUAAGAGGUUUGGCUGUACUUAGCUUAGUGUUUGAAAUGGACAUAAUGUGUCGUCCAGAGUAACUAACAUUUGCAGGUUUUCCUGGCCUAUGAAAGAUGCCUCUCAUAUCUCUUACUGUUUUACAGUGCAAUUUAUAUUCCUCAACAUAACCUUUAAUGUAGGGGGUUUUUUGUGCCAUAUUCAGAAAAGUUUUCUUUGUCGGGCUGAUCUAGGGACUGGCUCCUAAUAACAGGUUGUGAACUUUCACUGUAAUGAAGUGUUACGGAAAGAGGACAGGCUCCUACUCUAAAAGUGCUAUUACCAUAUUAUAUUUUUUAGGAAAGCUGCCAGAUUGUUUCUUGGUUUCAGUGAAGGUGAACUUUUAAAUUUAUUCAAAGUGUCUUGUCUAUUUUAAAAGGUGGUUGUUUGGUGGAGGAAGAUUUGCCGUAUUUUAAUGAAAUUGGCACAGUGACUUAUUUUUGUGUCAUUUUCACCUUAAAUUUACUGAACAUGGGAAAUGCUGUUCGAGUGUUAAAGUCCCUGUCAGUUAUAUCUCAUGUUUGUACCAGUUAACACUUCACACUGCUGCUGUAAAGUUACAUAUUAACAUGUUGUGAAUGUAGAUGUUUGGAUUAAGUUAACUCUUUAGCUGGACUCAACAUGUAUCGUGAAACAAAUUCUAUAUUAAGGAUCACGUGUGUAGGAUUUAGUGGAAACUUCUCCUGUGCUGAGCGUGUAGGAGAACUACAGUGGCUGACGCGGAAACAUGAAUAGGCCCAUCUAGAGUCAGAAGCUCUUUUUACAUAGAGAUUGCGCUACAGUGGUGCGGAAAUGAGCCCUAAAACCCAGAAUUGAAAUCGCAUUGUCGCACUUCUGGUUCCCUCGUCUCAAAGUCAGUGGGUUCCUGAAUGGGUUUUUGGUUAGAUGCCUGAAAUAAGGUCUGUGGUUAAAGCUUAAGAGACUUACUUGAUUUGUUCUACAACAUAAAAUACGUUAGUAAAUGCUCCACUCAUGCAUUUCAAUGCUAUUAUGCGUCUUUAAAAAAGCUUACAAGUGGCUAAUGAGACUACAGAACGUCAUCACGCCAAACACGGCUUUACAGCCUAAUUGUGGUGGUGACGAUGAAGUCAUGCAAUAGUUGUGUAGUUUGUCAGCCUAAUGUUAGCUACUUACCUCUGGUGAUAGCAUUUAGCUCUAAAAAUAAAAGUGGUGUUCAUUUAUGAAGGUUGAAGUUGUGUGAGAAUCAUAAACUUGUGUUUCCCACAGAGUUUAUUUUCUGCAAUAAUCCAAUGGAAAAAUUCCAUCGGAUUUAUGACAAGAGAACCAGGGCGACGUUAACAUCCACGUUGGCUACAAAAACGUCGUCCCCACAGCACUCUAUAGACCUUAUUCUCGACCGCCUUUGCUUAUUUACACAGAACCAAAUAACUUCGGCAUCAUGAUGCCCCAGUGUGUGAUUCUAGACACCAUGUAGGCAUCCUGGAAGCAAACAAGGUGUGACGGGCAUGACGUGUAACAUGACAGCGUCAGCUUCUAGUGUGACGUAACAUAUGUACUGGCAGGGCUUUACAAACAACGACAAUAGCAUAACAUGUUACUGUCCUGCUAUAUGGCAGCUGAUCUCAUCCUCUGCUCAGAGGGUUAGAAGCUUUCGAUUUGACUUGAUUCAGCGCUGUUAUUACUUCGGCUAACAGCUUAAAGGUGAGACAACCCCUCCCCCCAUUCUGCAAUCGUGCCUUCUAUGGAGAACAGUGAGGCUAAAUAACGGUGUAAUGUUCCUGCAUUGGCUAGGCCGUGUAAAAAGGGGCAAGAAACAAUAAAGACAACAGGCUCUAUAUGUACAGAAGAUAAAAAGGGCUCAUUCUAAGAAAACAAAAAAUUCUUAGUUUCGGGAGGUUAUAAACCAAUAAAAUCAGAGUUAUGAAUAUUAUGUACCAUUUCUGCCAAAAGAGGCCUCUAAAUCCUACACACUGAACCUUUAAAUUUGAUUAUUCAAAUAACCGAUCAAUUAAGUGCUUAUUUAACACAGAGUAAUUCCUCCGAAACACAGAAACAGAAAAGCGUACGAGCUCCACAGACACAAAGUGUGACAGUUAAUAGUUGAACGUUUGGACGAUGUUUUUACAGGAAGUGUUUAUUUUAGAAAGUAGCAUGUCGUGGAGGGUUCAAAGUGGUAAGAAUUGGGUGCUUAGUCUUUGGAUUUGAUGUCUUCUUGAUUCCUUUUCAGUUCCACAUCUAAAGCUAGACAACAUCUAGGCUAGUCGAUCGUAGCUGUACGUUUACCAAUCAGACUGAGCUGAAUCCUCAAGAGAUGUGAAAGCCGAGACAGACGAUACGAUUGAGUUUAAACGGGGAAAUGUAUCUAUGAAAGUGAUGAAGAAAGCAUAUGGGAAGUUGACCAGCGUCUUAGCAAGUGUUUAUGGUAAACUAGAGAUAUCCAAAGUAAUAUUCUGUAGUCGCCUCUAGAAAACUGUGGUUUAAAGGUGAAACUUUGUGCGAACUGAGAUGGUUUGUGUUCCUGUUGUAACUGCCUUGAGUUCCUGUAAUCUAUUAGUACCUUGAAGAUUCAAGAUAUCGGCCUCAAGGGUUGUAGUAAAUCAUUUCUAACAGCAUUAUAUAUGACUUUAAAUAGUAUGGCAUCAUUAAUAAAGGUGACAGUAAUAUGAUAGAGCUAAUGCUUAUUCAUGCUUGUAAAUAGUGCUUAAAACAUGUGUGAUUGUAUGACUUUUAUUUGACUUCUUUUUGUUAUGAUAUUUCACUUUGGGGGAACAUUUUGACUUUGUAGAGGCAGCGGAAACAUAAACCUCCCUGAACAUGUCAGUCGUCAUAUUCCAAGUUUUCUCACUGACUCUCAAUAACACAGUAAUAAUACAGAAUGACAUAUUAAUCUGAAUGUUUUAACUGAGAAUACGGAUAAAAAUUUACUUAAAUUUUGAGUCACAGCAGCAUGUGGUUAUUGUAGUGGCCUGUGUCAGGGAUUUAUAAAAUAGAGUAAAACAUGAAUUGUGUUUGGGGCAAGUGAUACGGUGAAGAAUACAAUGCAUGAAUGAGAAAUGCAAAAAUUAGAGUGUAAGAAUUGAUACAGGGGAAUAAUGUAGUAUAUGUACAACAUAUAAAUAUAUCUUUAGUGUGUACAUGAGGAGUUUAUUAAAAUUAUAAACAUGUAACAUGAAAUUUAUGGCAAAAUGAAUGAACACAUUUACAGCCAGUCUCCGAAAUGUUAUGUGUAUACAGGAAGUAAAUGUAUAGAUGUCUAAAAGGUGGCAGAUGAAGGCAUGUUCUGCAAAAAGACGUUAAUUAAACCAGAAACUUGUGCAAAGUCCAAAACUCUUCUUCCAGAGUGAAAUAUCGUUUUAACAUUGCACACCAGUUUUACACAGUUUCUCGUUUCUGUGAAAAAUAUGAAGCAACGUAAACAGACUGUUUGCAUCUACAUGAAAUCCCGCCGACUGCAGAAGAUAUUUUAUUGUGAUGAUGAAUACUGCUGAGUAAGACAUUCUUCACCUGACACACUGAAUAUUGACGUGUUGUGAAAUAAAAGUUCUAUGAAGGAAA
Epinephelus lanceolatus (giant grouper) is the source of this 6475-nucleotide messenger RNA. The record is from RefSeq and is a predicted model, not a curated record. NCBI's taxonomy places the organism in Eukaryota, Metazoa, Chordata, Actinopteri, Perciformes, Serranidae.